Messenger RNA from Pelobates cultripes (western spadefoot toad), 555 nucleotides. The record is from the annotation of a GenBank genome assembly. NCBI's taxonomy places the organism in Eukaryota, Metazoa, Chordata, Amphibia, Anura, Pelobatidae.
AUGGCCGACAUGCCAACUGCCCUAGGAAACCACGCAGACCUUGGGAGCCCAGACAGGCUGGAAUGCAUUACGGACAGAUUUGACAAAAUGUGCCAAGAUUUUUGGACUCGCAUUGAAAGCCGCUCACGCAUCUCCACCUCACCCACACAAACCCAGCGACAACCACUGAGGGCUCCUACCUCCACUCUGCUCAAACUUGCAAAACCCACAGUUCACUGCUUUACCUCAGCACCAAACUCUAGGAGGCAGAAGAGGAGGAAGCGGAGAGCUCGACGACCGCAGAAACGCCACCCCGGCGGCAGCCUUCACUUACCUAAGCCUCAGUCCAACCAGAGACAAGUCCCAAGGCACAGCCUGCAUCCCGGAGGAACAAGGACUCGACAUGCACGGCAGAUCACUGGCGGCGGAUGUGGAAACUACGCCCGGGCAGCGGACCAAAGUGCACUGGACUAUGCCUGGACCCUGGGCCAGCGGGGCAUCGCUAUAUGGGACUCGAUCCACGAAGGCUCAGUUCACAGAGACUGCAUGAAGUGGCCCUGUAGAGGCAUCGGCUAA